AUGGCGUCCACUGCUCCGGCCAGCGCCGCUCGCGGGCGACGCAACGCCAAAGCGGACGGGUUCCAGUGGGACAACCCCGGCGAAGAGCCAGUCUCCCCGAGCUCCCCCUCUCGCCGCCCUUCGUUUCUCCGCCUUUCCACCACCUCAACGAUCCUCCUCCUCUCCGCGGUCUUCGUCGCCGCUCUCCUUUUCGUCGGCUUCCGGAAUUUCCGCGUCGAGGCUCCCGCGCCGCGCUCCAGCGCGUCUUUAGGCUCAUUAGACGGUGAUUACGGUACCGGCGACGAUGACAGUUACGGCACAACCAACGCGGCAGGUUCCACGUGGCCGACCGGCAGCAAGUCGUCAAAGCUGACGGCCACCGGAACGGGGGUUUCAGGAUCGUUCGGGUCGACCGGAUUGACGGAAAACGUCGGAAAGAAAACGUCUUGGGACGAAAUGUCGGAGGAUGAGGAUGACCUAGGAACCACCACGGGCUCUAGCUGGCCGAGCAAGAGUAGCUCCGCAAUCGGCGGCGGGUUUGGCGGCGGACUUGGCGCUUCGUCGAGCUGGAAGAAGGGGGUCGCCGGCAGGGGAAGCAGCGGGAACUCGUGGGGUGGCGGCGGCGCGGAUGCGAUGGAUGAUGACGUGGACGCGUUCGCGAGCAGCGGGAAAAGCGCGGGAAGGUUUGGCGGCGGCGCGAUGGGCGAUUUGGGUAUGGGUGAUGACGAUGACGAUGGGGGCGCGCUGUAUCCCAAGGAGAAAAGCAGGGCGAGGCCAAAGGGGAGGAAAGGGAAGAAAGGGAAGAGGAGCAAGAAGAAGAUCGGGAAAAAGACCAAGACAAGGGGAAAGACCAAGAAAACCACCAAGCGCAAGACACGUAAACAUGGUAAGAAGAGCGGCGGAAAAAGCGGCGAUUCGGACUGGGAAGACGAGGACAGGACCUUCAGUCCUCUGGGAAAAUGGGGACGGAAGAAGAAGAGCCGACGGAGCAAGGCAGCUGACGAAGAGGAGGAAAUCGACGGGGAGAACGACGACGAUGACAGGGGCAGCAGCAGCAGCAGCAGAUAUGGCAGCUCUGGAGGUUCGGGAUACUCGAAGAAGCGGUCCCGGGGAGCGGGGGGCUAUAUUGACGCGGAUACCGCCUCGUCGUACAGACAGGGCGCGGACCGCAUGGGCGGAGGCCGCGGAGAGCACGGGGAGCGCGGAGGGCGCGGGGGGCGCGGGCUUGACAAGGGGGGAGGUGACCCGCUGGACCAGGCUUGGGAUGACCUGGGGGGCGGACGAGGAGGGCGGGGGGGCCGCGGCAGCAAGUGGGCGCGAGGGGGCAGCGCGGGCAGUGACGCGGAGGACACGUGGCAAAGCGGAGGCAGGGGCGGCGGAAGGGGAGGAUGGGCGGGGGGAGCGGCGCAGCAGCAGCAGCAGCCGCGCGGGAAGGGGUGGGGAGGGGCAGACACGGGGAGCAACAGACUAGGAGGCAAUGGGGGCGUGGGAGGAAUGGGCAGAAUGGGAGCGGGAGCUGGGGGGGGGAGAGGAACGGGCGGGAUGACAGGAGGAGUUGUUAAUGAUGAUGUCGAGGAUGCUUAUGGUGGAGCAGCAGGGGGAACAGCGGGGGGAGUAGCAGGGGGAGCAGCGGGGGGAACAGCGGGGGGAGUAGCAGGGGGAGCAGCAGGGGGAGGCAGGUCGUUUGGGGGAGGCGUGGGGGGAGGUGCCGCUGCGUUUGGGGGAAGAGGCGGAAGCAGUGCUGGUGGCUUUGCAGGGGGGGCUCAGGGAGGUGUCAGGGGAGGGAGGGGAGGUAUGGGAGGUGGGUUUGGAGGGGGGUUGGGGCAAGCAGCGGAUUUAGACGGAGAGGAUGACAUGGGUAUGGGUAUGGCUGCUGGCGGUGCUGCUGGGGGAGGUGCAGGCAGCGCUAUGGGUAACAUGGGUGGAAUGGGCGCAGGGGGACUUCCUGCAAGGGGGAGAAGCAGGUUAGGGGCCACGAGCGCUGGGUUUGGCGGAAUGGGGGGCGUGGGGGGAGCGGGUAGGAUAGGAGGGAGUGCCUCUGCUGGUGCUGGUUCAAAUCUCGGUGCAGGCAUGGGUACUGGGAUGGUGGGAGGGGCUGAAACGGAUGAGGACUAUGGACAGAGCGGUGGUGGUGGGUUGGGAGGAGUGGCAAGGGGAACCUCAGGGGCAGCGGCAGCAACCCGAGGUGCAUUCAGGGGUGCUGCAGGCGCAGCAGCGGCUGGGAGAAUGGGUGGUGGGGGGAUGGGCGCAGGGGGGAUGGGUGCAGGGGGGAUGGGCGCAGGGGGGAUGGGUGCAGGGGGGAUGGGCGCAGGAGGGAUGAGCGGUGGGGCUCUGGGUGGGGAAGAUGAGAUGGGUGGGGCAGAUGAGGAGGCGGGGGGAAUGGCAGGCACGGGUGUUGCUGCAAGAAGCGGGGUGAGGGGCGGGAGGAUGACUGGUGGAAUGGGUGGUGGAGUGGGCGGUGAUAUGGCUGGUCGCAUGGCUGGUGGUGUGGCUGGCCGUUUGGGAGGUAGGUCUGGGAGCCUCUGGCAGCAGCAGCAGACGCAGACGCAGAGGGGGCAAGCAGGAGGAGUGGGAGCAGGUGGGAUGUUUGGAGCAAGGGCAGGUCAGCAGCAGCAAGGUCUGGGUCUGGAUGGGGAUAAUGACUACCCUGCUGGCGCUGCUGCUGCUGCUGCUGAUGCUGCUGCUGGCACUGGUGGCUUUGGUGUUGCUGGUCGUGUUGCUGGUGCUGCUGCUGCCACAGAUGAUUACAGCGAAGGGGUAGCAGCUGACUCCGUCACUGGCAUCAGCGGCUCCAGCACCGGCAGCAGUGGCGCGAGUGGGUUGUUUGGAGCGAGAAACAGAGCCGGAAGCAGCAGGUUUGGCACCGCCAGCAGCAGCAGCAGCAGCAGGCGAGGCGGUGUGACAGCAGCAGAUCCGUACGGGGAGGAGGGGGAGGGCACAGGCGGAAAGGCAACAGGAGACGCCUCAGCAGGGGAUGUUUCUGGCAUGGACGGUGGGGAUGGCAUGGAAAGUAUGGGCGGUGCAGAGAGUGAGGGGUUGGGAGAGGAGGUGGAUGAGGAUGGGGGUGUGGGGUCUGGGAAGGCUGUGGUUGGAUCCAAGGCAGGGAAGGGCGAGGGGGGGGAUAGCUCCUCCUCUUCCUCUGCUCCUCCAGCUGCUGCUGCUGGUGGCGGUCUGUUUGGCUUUGUAUCUCGCAUGUUUGGUGGCGGUGGGAGCACAAAAGCGUCUGGAGAGGCGACAGGGGAAGGAGGAGGGGAAGGAGGGGAGGCGGAGGGGUUUGAGGCGGGGAAGAGCACGGCACAGUCGGCAGUGGAAGAUGCACUGAGGAGCACUGAAGAGGAGGGGGUGACUGGGGGAGGCUUAUCCAGGAGCAGGUUUGGCAGCAGCAGCAGUGGGGGAGGAGUGGGUGGGGAGGAUGACUAUGGCUCAUCGUCUGCUGCUACUGGCAAUGCUGGUGCUGGGGAUGGUGAUGGUGCUGAUGUGGAUGCUGGUGAUGGUGAUGAUGCUGAUGCGGAUGCGGAUGUUGCAGUGGGGACAGCGGCAGGUUUCAACAAGGGCCGGUUUGUCCGGGGUGCUGCUGCUGCUGCUGGUGCUGCUGGUGCUGCCGCUGGUGAUUCUGGUGCUGCUGGCAGGGGCGGCAUGGGAGAGGAUGAUGAGGAUUCAGAAGCUGCCACUGCGCUUGGUGGUGUUGCAACUGGAGCUAACGGUGGUGAUGCCUCAGAGUCCUCUGAUGCUUCUGAUGUGGACGAAUCUGAUUCGUCAGCUGCGAGUUCUGGGCUUGGUGCUGCUGGCGCCUUUGGAGGGGCAGGGGCAGGGAAGGCCGGGCGGCUGAGCGGGAGAUUCAGUGGGAGGUUGAGCGGUGCGGGUGGUGUGACGGGAAAGGCUGGUAGGCCGAAUGCGAGAGGGAUGGGAGGGAAGACAAGUACAUUUGGAUUUGAUGCAUCGGGAUUGGAAGGAUCGGAAUCAGCCGCUGGGGGAGGUGGUGGUGGUGAUGGUGGUGGUGGUGGUGAUAUGGGACUGGGAGGGAAGGGUGGCGACGAUGAUGGCACAGGAGAAGGGAUGACGACCAUCCGGGCUACUAAGAAUGCGUUUCUGGGUAAAAGGCGGGCGAAUGUGGGUAGUGGUACGAGUUUGGGGGCAACCGCAGGUGUGGGGCUUGGGGGAGCUAGUCGGGCUGGCCGGGCAAGGAAGACGAGACUGGGAGGGAUGGCAUCACUGGGAAGAGCACAGGUGAAGGUUCAACCGGACGACGAUGAUGAGCUGUCGCUUUGA
Closterium sp. Naga37s-1 is the source of this 4248-nucleotide messenger RNA. The record is from the annotation of a GenBank genome assembly. NCBI's taxonomy places the organism in Eukaryota, Viridiplantae, Streptophyta, Zygnematophyceae, Desmidiales, Closteriaceae.